Molecule: messenger RNA, 1368 nt
Organism: Eremothecium gossypii ATCC 10895
Lineage: Eukaryota; Fungi; Ascomycota; Saccharomycetes; Saccharomycetales; Saccharomycetaceae
Gene: SLI1
Product: N-acetyltransferase
Exons: 1
Coding region: 1-1368 (455 amino acids)
Molecular function (GO): N-acetyltransferase activity
Source: RefSeq, marked provisional
AUGAGAAGAGUGACACCGUUCGAAGAGUUCUAUUAUCGCAAAAAUACCGAGGGCUUAUACUCGUGCUUUUUUGUCGGCGUAACGUUGAAUGUACCCUUAGACAGGGCCAAGCUAGAAAUUGCACUGCGGAAGGUAGUAAAUAACUACCCGCAAUUGUACAGUAAUGUGUUCUACGAUGAUAUGUCAGGGGAUCUUUGCCUCAGGCCAUUGUCGGAGAAGAUUUACAUCGGCGAUGUACUUGGAUUGGCCGAGUCCGACAAGCUGGAUGAAGACGCAUCAAAUUGGAUAUUCAAAAAUAUCAAUUUCAAGUAUCACUGCCAGUGUCCGCUGUGGAAAAUUGUUAGCAUGCAGGCAGGCCAGCAGUUAUUGUUUUGUUUUGACCAUUUGAUUCUAGAUGGCAUGAGCGGUGCCCUAUUCUGGGAGGACGUCCUUCGAGAAUUGAAUAGCGAUGACCACUCACCAGCACAGGCAGACCAGGACGGAGUGCUGUACUUUGGAGACGGGAUCGACGCUAUGCCAGCACAUCCGUACAGCAUGUGGCCCUCUUCCUUGGCGUGGAAAAUCCUGCGGAUCGUCCUUUUCAUCUGGCACAUAUACCUGCAACCCUAUAUUCCUACACUUGGUAACAGCCACUCCUGCUUUCAAUUCAAGCGCUACACCUUCCCUGAGUGCCUAUAUGACAAUUCCAGAAGGAUAAGAAAUACCAACCGCCAUUUUAGCCUUCGCAUAGCCCCAGAUCAGCUGAAACAGCAGGUGAAGUGGUGCCGGGAACACAAUACCUCACUAACUGCAUGGUUUGCAGCUAUAAUUACAUUAUGGCUCAAAAAUUUCACUAAAAAGAGUAGUACUACUGGCUCUGUAGUCAAGGUUGAAGUGCCAUUUAAUACAAGGCAGCAGCUCUCGCGCGCAAUUCCGACAUAUCCUAAAUCUGCACUUCGGUUGGGCCUCUUUGUCAAGGGAUCUACUCUACAGUACAACGUGGACAAUGGGGAUGAGGGCGUAUGGAAAAUUGCGUCUGAGUUUAGUAAAGACCUAGGCCGCAAUAGAGAUACAGAGGUGGGUAUCCAGAAAUGCAAACUCUUGGAGUUGGUGGAUGUUAAGAACUUUGUCAUUUCGCUGUCGCAACUAAAGUACCCUCCUUCAACAUUUGAAAUAACCAACCUAGGGUUCCAAGCAUUUGGGACAUCUACAAGCGAUACUUAUUAUGUGACUGAUGCGGUGUUCCGGGGUGGUCAAACCUUAUCAAAUGCAUUUACAUGUUAUAUCAUAUCCACUCCACUGGGCGGCUGCCAUAUUUCACUAUCUCUGCCACCGGAGGUUGCCAGUGAUUGUGAAGUAGACGCGCUGCAACUGGUAAUUUCCAAAUAA